Hyaloscypha bicolor E is the source of this 2057-nucleotide messenger RNA. RefSeq lists its product as uncharacterized. The coding region runs from base 361 to 1860 and encodes 499 amino acids. Lineage: Eukaryota; Fungi; Ascomycota; Leotiomycetes; Helotiales; Hyaloscyphaceae. The record is from RefSeq and is a predicted model, not a curated record. The transcript has 3 exons.
GCCAGACUGGCCGUCCUUGAACUAGUAGAGUUAAGAUUCCAUUUGCGCGGCAAUCAGCGUAGCGAGCGCAGCCUUUCUGCUCUGGCAUUUCCUCGCCUGGCACUAGCCUGUCUGUCUGGCCUGCCGUCGCUUGUCUUCCAGCCUCUCGCUGAUCGUGCUUGCUCAUUUCUUUCAUUUCGCCUAGCGCGGCGCCCUUGCUACGAAGCAAUAAAAACUCCCGCCGGCCGCCAUCCAGCUUUUUCCUCCAUCCCAUCCCAUCUCUUGAAAAUCACAGGACUUUUCCACUCUUCCAUCUCCAUCUCCAUCCCAUCAGCAAACACCUUUGUUCAUCCAAACAGUCCCCUUUGACCUACCAUCAACAUGUCUGAAGUCGCAAAGCCUGUUGAGGAGCCUGUUGCUGCUCCUGAAGCUCCUGUCGAAGCUCCAGCUGCUGAGGCUGCUCCCGUUGAGACCACAGAGGCCGCAACUGAAGUACCUGCAGCCACUGAGCCAGCAACGACGGAGGAAGCUCCUGCUGCCCCAGCUAAGGAGGAGGCAAAGCCGCCUGCGGAGGACGGUACUCUUGGCUACAAGGGACCUGGCCUGCUCAAGAGCUUCAUCUUCCAGAAGAAGUUUUUCUGGUUCGGAACUGAGCCUGUUGAGCACAAGUCUCUUGCAAGCUAUCUUCGCGGCGAGAAGCAGCAAGAAGUUGCCAACAAGAACGCUGCCUGGUCAUCACAUACCGGAAAGGGUCUCUUGUACUUUAGCAAGAAGCCCACUGAGAAGGCCACUCCAGCUGGCAUCAUCAACCUGUCCGAAGUUUCCGAUCUCACCCCAGAUGGCACUGUCGAUUUCUCAUUCAGCCUUGGCGGACACAAGCACACUUUCCAAGCAACCACCCUCUCUGAGCGUGACAGCUGGCUCGUCGCUUUGAAAACAAAGAUCGAGGAGGCCAAGGAACUUGCAAAAACCGUCCCCGAGACCGAGGAAUACAAGAAGAGCCACAGCGAGUUGACGAAGCCAGUCGUUGCCGCUGCUGCCGUACCAAAGAAGAGCGUUGACGUCAAGGAGGAGAAGGCCGAGGCCAAGGAGGAGAACAAGGAAGAGAAGAAGGAAGAAAAGAAGGAGGCUCGCAAGAGCCGAAGCGCAUCCCGCAAGCGCAACUCCAUCUUUGGUAGCUUCGGGCUUGGAAAGAAGGAAGAGAAGCCUGAGGUUGCCAAGGAAGACACCCCAGUUGCACCAACCACUGAGGAGCCUGCUGCUCCAGUUGAGCCCGUUGUUGCUGAGCCUGUCGUUGCUGCUCCAGAGACCACUGAAGCCGCCCCAGCAACCGAGCCUGUCGCUGCUCCGACCGAGACCAAGCCAGCUCCUUCAAAGCGCAACAGCAUCUUUGGAAGCCUCAAGUCUUCGUUCGGCAAGGAGAAGAAGGCCUCCACUGAGGCCCCAGUCGUUCCUCCCAAGGAUGCUGAGCCAGUGAGCGAGACUGCUCCCGUCAUUCCCCCAGUCGAGACCAGCGAGACACCCGUCGUCGCCGAGACCGAGGCCGCUCCCACCACCAACGGGGAGACCAAGGUUGCCACUGAGACCCCGGCUCCUAAGACCCGCAAGCAGUCCCUCCCAUGGUUGAGCAAGAAGGAGAAGCCAGCCACCAGCGACGAGGAGGUCGAGAAGCCAAAGUCCCCGUUCGCCAAGCUCCGCGAUACUGUCAAGGGCAAGACCUCUCCCAGGGCUCCGAAGGCCGAGAAGCCAGCCGAAGCCGCCAAGGAAGAGACCGCCGCUCCCGCUGAUGCCACCCCAGCUCCAGCUGCUGAAGAGCCCGUUGUCUCUGAGCCUGUCCCAGUUGUCCAGCAGACCCCUGCCCCGGUUGCCGCCUCUGCAUAAAUUCGCAACUCACCUUUCGAAUCGCAUGGUUUUCAGUGAUGGAGGAACGAGUUCAUUGUCGUCGGGAAAACGGAUCUCCUUGAAAUACCCCAAGAUUGUUGAUUGAUUGAUACCACUCUCAUUUUUUUGCAUUACUGUUGUCGUUGUCGUUGGUCGCGCUGCAUUUCUGCUGCGUAUUGAUACCCCUAUACCCAGAC